Arachis stenosperma is the source of this 3836-nucleotide messenger RNA. Its product is annotated as MDIS1-interacting receptor like kinase 2-like. Bases 16 to 3687 code for a protein of 1223 amino acids. The record is from RefSeq and is a predicted model, not a curated record. Gene Ontology annotation, biological process: protein phosphorylation. Lineage: Eukaryota; Viridiplantae; Streptophyta; Magnoliopsida; Fabales; Fabaceae. The transcript has 2 exons. Gene Ontology annotation, molecular function: protein kinase activity; ATP binding; protein binding.
ACUUGGUUGUUAGACAUGACAACCUUCCAUAAAACACAUUCUAUUGUCUUUCUGGUAUUUCUCGUAUCUCUACUUACAUUAAAUACCUCAGUCACAGCAUCACCAAUAUCAGAAGCACAAGAACUUGUUAAAUGGAAAAAUACUCUAUCCCUUCCUCUUCCUUCUUCACUCAAAUCAUGGUCCCUCAACAACUUUGACAAACUUUGCAGUUGGGAAGCCAUUCUUUGUGACAAAACAAACACAACAAUCACACACAUAAACCUCUCUGAUUUCUACCUAAAUGGUACUCUUGAUUCCUUGGCUUUUUCUUCUCUUCCAAACCUCACCUAUUUCAACCUCAACGGCAACAACUUCAAUGGAUCAUUGCCAUCUUCCAUUGGAAGACUCUCCAAGCUCACUUUCUUAGACUUGGGAAACAAUUAUUUUGCAGACACUUUGCCUUCAGAGCUAGGCCAGUUAAGGGAACUUCAAUAUCUCAGUUUUCACAACAACAAUUUCAUUGGCACCAUUCCCUAUCAUCUCACAAGUCUCCCCAAGGUAUGGUACCUUGACUUUGGAUCAAACUACUUUGAAUCUCAAAACUGGUCUCAAUAUUCAUGCUUGCCUUCACUAACACACCUUGACUUGGAUCUCAAUUCAUUCACCCCUGAAUUUCCAAGUUUUGUGCUCAAGUGCCACAACUUAACUUUCCUUGACCUCUCCCAAAACACUUUCAAUGCCACAAUACCAGAAUCCAUGUUCACCAAUUUGAGCAAGCUUGAGUACCUUAACCUCACAAACUGUGGUAUGCAAGGACCACUAUCAUCCAAUUUGUCCAAGCUCUCAAAUCUCAAAGAACUUCGAAUGGGAAACAACUGGUUUACUGGUCCUAUUCCGGAGAACAUAGGAUUGAUAUCCGGCCUUCAGUUUCUUGAAUUGAAUAACAUUUCAGCCCAUGGGGCAAUCCCUGCAUCCUUAGGCCAACUCAAAGAACUCCAGCAUCUUGAUCUUAGCACUAACUUUUUGAAUUCUUCAAUCCCUUUUGAACUUGGCCUAUGCAGCAAUCUAACUUUUCUUGCUUUAGCAGGCAAUACUUUGACUGGUUCUUUACCUUCAUCAUUAUCCAAUCUGACCAAACUUUUACAUUUGGGAUUAUCUGAAAAUUCUUUUUCUGGUCAAAUUUCUGCUUCAUUGAUCUCAAACUGGACCAAGUUGAUAUCUCUGCAACUCCAAAACAAUAAUUUAACAGGAAGAGUUCCUCCAGAAAUUGGCUUGCUCACAAAAAUCAAUUACCUUUUCUUGUACAAUAACACAAUGUCAGGUCCAAUACCUGUGGAGAUUGGAAACCUGAAGGAAAUGAUACAAUUAGACCUUUCAGAUAACCAUUUCUCUGGUAAGAUUCCUCUAACUAUUUGGAAUCUUACAAAUAUUACAAUCUUGAACCUUUUCUUCAAUGAGUUAUCAGGGACUAUUCCCAAGGAUAUUGGAAACUUAAAAUCACUACAAUAUUUUGAUGUCAACAACAACAAAUUAAGUGGAGAGUUACCAGAUACAAUAGCUCAACUGCCUGCUCUAGUGCAUUUUUCUGUGUUUAGCAAUAAAUUCUGGGGUAACAUUACUCAAGAAUUUGGAAAGUAUAGUCCUAAUUUGGAUACAAUCUACCUUUCAAACAACAGUUUCUCAGGAGAAUUGCCACCUGACUUGUGUAAUGGUACUGUGUUAACUAUUUUGGCAGCCAAUAACAACAGUUUUUCUGGAUCUUUGCCAAAGUCUUUGAGAAAUUGUUCAAGACUAGUUAAACUUCGGCUUGAUGUUAAUCAAUUCUCUGGUAACAUCACAGAAGCAUUUGGGGUUUAUCCAAGUCUUGAGUUUAUCUCACUCAGUGAAAAUCUUCUUGUUGGUGAGGUAUCUCCAAAGUGGGGUGAAUGUGUCAACCUGACCAGGAUGGAAAUGAGUAAAAAUAAACUUUCAGGAACAAUCCCCUCUGAGUUGAGUAAGCUGAAUGAACUGGCAUAUCUGCGUUUGGACGCCAAUGAAUUCACAGGCAAUAUCCCACCUGAAAUGGGAAAACUAACCAAGCUCUUUAUGUUGAACAUGAGCAAGAAUCAUAUGUCUGGAGAAGUCCCUCAAAGUAUUGGCAGUUUGGCUAAUCUUAAUUUUCUUGAUUUUUCAGACAACAAUUUUAUUGGAAGCAUUCCUAAAGAGCUUGGUAAUCUUCAAAGAUUAGUAAGCCUGAAUUUAAGCCAUAACAAUCAAUCAGGGGAGAUACCAUUUGAACUUGGCAAUCUGUUAUCACUCCAGAUCCUCUUGGAUCUCAGCAGCAACUCUCUUACAGGAGAAAUUCCUCAGAACCUUGAAAAGCUUGCAAAAUUGGAGGUUCUCAAUGUCUCACACAACUAUUUAUCUAGCCGAAUCCCAGAGUCUUUGGACAACAUGCUCAGCCUUGAUUCCGUUGACUUUUCUUACAAUAACUUGACUGGUCCAAUCCCAACUGAUGGUAUUUUCCAAACAGCAAAUGCUAAAUAUGAAGGAAACCCAGGUUUGUGUGGUGAGGUAAAAGGUUUACAUCCAUGCAUUACAAACAGAAACAAAUCUGGAAGAGUUAACAAAAGGGUCCUUCUUGGUGUUCUUAUACCAAUUUGUGGAUUACUACUGGGACUGAUAUGUGUUGCAAUACUUCUAUGGCGACAACACCCCAAACUCAAUGACGAAGAGUCCGAAAGCACUCAAACUAGUGAUAAAGCUCUUAGCAUUGUGUGGGGAAGGGAUGGACAAUUCACAUUCUCUGAACUUGCCAGGGCCACAGAUGAGUUCAAUGAUAGAUAUUGCAUUGGAAAGGGAGGAUUUGGAAGUGUUUACAAAGCAGAAUUAGGCACAGGUCAAGUUGUUGCUGUCAAAAGACUCAAUAUCUCGGACUCUAAUGACAUUUCACCAGUAAACCGCCGGAGCUUUGAGAAUGAGAUAAGAACACUGACAGGUGUGAGACACCGGAACAUAAUCAAGCUAUAUGGUUUUUGCUCAAGGAGGAAAGAGAUGUUCUUGGUUUAUGAAUAUGUAGAGAAAGGAAGCUUGAGAAAAGUGCUGUAUGGAGAGGAAGGAAUAUUGGAGCUAAGUUGGAAGAAGAGGAUGAAAGUUGUGCAGGGAAUAGCACAUGCACUUGCCUACUUACACACUGAUUGCUAUCCACCAGUUGUGCACAGAGAUGUAACAAUGAAUAACAUACUAUUGGACUUGGAGUUUGAACCUCGUCUUGCGGAUUUCGGCACUGCAAAGCUUUUAAGCUCUGAUGCUUCAACUUGGACCUCACUGGCUGGUUCUUAUGGCUACAUGGCUCCAGAACUAGCCCAAACAAUGAGGGUGACUGACAAGUGUGAUGUGUAUAGUUUUGGAGUGGUGGUGUUGGAGAUAAUAAUGGGAAAACACCCUGGAGAACUGUUGACAAACAUGUCCUUGUCAUGCAUGGAAGAUUCAGAGGUGCUUCUGAGGGAUGUGUUAGACCAGAGGCUGCCACCUCCAACAGGGGAAUUAGCUGAGGCAGUGGUGUUCACAGUGAGCAUAGCUUUGGCAUGCACACGUUUGGCUCCAGAGUCAAGACCCACAAUGCGUUCUGUGGCACAAGACCUAUCAGCUACUACACAGGCGUGUCUUUUGGAGCCAUUUGAGAUGAUAACAAUGAGCAAGCUUACAGGUUUCAAAAAUAAUAACUAGUCUUGCAUGAUACAAGUUUUGUAUGUAUAUAUUUUGCCUUGUAAUUAUAGGAUUAUUUAGCAUAAUUACUUGUUUUUAUCAUUAUGUAUUUCUGGGCUUAUGACAUUGUAAUUGUUCACUUGUUGUAUACAUGUAUGUAUGAAUUUCCA